GGCUUGCGUCCCCCGUCCUCCCCAGGCCCCCGACGCCAUGACUUUUUAACAGCGUGGAUUCCUGGACGCCCGAACACCUCGAACGACGAACCUCUCGUCUGACUCGCACUUGGCGCCAGUGGGGCUGCGCCCGCCCCUGCCCUCAUAGGGGGUUGGACCGGGCUGGUGGCCUCGACGAGGGCCCCCGAGGGCCCGCGCACGCCCGGAGGGGGGCAGCUGUUUGCUGCCCUCCUCUCUCGGGCGCCCCGGUGGCCAUGGACAGCCCGCUGGGCCGGACCCUCGGCGAGUACCCUCGGUGGACGGGCGACUUCACCCUCCCGCGACUGCGCGCCAAGCUCGCCAACAAGGAGCCGUCGGGGUCGGAGAGGGGCUGCAGCGGGAGCGGCGGCCCUGUGCGUGCGUCUUUUGCAGCUGCUCGAAAGUGCUUGGCGACGAGCUUGUGGAAGGUGGGCGUGCGCGUAGAGUCGAGCCCA
This is a messenger RNA of Prorocentrum cordatum, 473 nucleotides long. The record is from the annotation of a GenBank genome assembly. NCBI's taxonomy places the organism in Eukaryota, Dinophyceae, Prorocentrales, Prorocentraceae.